AUGAGUAGAUUUGAAUGCACUGACCAUAUGAAAAGCUUUUUGCAAGAGCUUCCCAAAUGUGAACAUCAUUUACAUUUGGAAGGUACUUUAGAACCAAAUUUAUUAUUUAAAUUAGCAGAAAGAAAUAAGAUUCAACUACCAUCUAGUUUCCCCAAAAAUAUUGAAGAAUGUUCGAAAAGAUAUGCUAGUUUCGAAGAUUUACAAGAUUUCUUAAAUCAUUACUAUGUCGGAAUGAGUGUAUUGAUCACCGAGGAUGAUUUUUACGAUUUAGCAAUGGCAUAUUUCACUAAAGCUGAACAAGAUGGAUGUUUACAUUCUGAAGUCUUCUUCGAUCCUCAAGGACAUGUUGAAAGAGGAGUCAGUGUGGAUUUGGUUGUCAAGGGUUUUGAUCGUGCCUGCAGAGAUGCAACUAAAAAGUUAGGUACCACCAAUAAAUUGAUUAUGUGCUUAUUAAGACACUUACCAGCAUCAAAUGGGAUGGAAACCAUUAAAAGCGUUGAAAAAUAUCACCAACAAGGGAUUAUUCAUGGGUUGGGAUUAGAUUCCUCAGAGAAACCUUUUCCCCCGGGACUUUUCAUUGACUGUUAUAAAGAAAUUAAACAAAAAUAUCCAAACGUAGGAUUAACUGCUCAUGCUGGAGAAGAAGGAGAUUACAAUUACGUUAUUGAUUCCUUAGAUAAGUUGGGAGCUAGUAGAAUUGAUCAUGGGAUUAAUUCCAAACAAUCCAACGAACUUUUAGCUAGAUUAGCAAAGAAUAAAACCAUGUUAACCAUGUGUCCAUUAUCAAAUGUUAAAUUACAAGUGGUUAAAGAUGUUGGCGAAUUACCGAUUAAUUUAUUUCUACAAUCAGAUGUUCCGUUCAGUAUCAACUCUGACGACCCAGCUUAUUUUGGUGGAUAUAUCUUAGAUAAUUAUAUUAGUGUUCAUACUAGAUUUGGUUUCAAUAUUAACCAAUGGGCUAAGAUCGUUAAUAAUGGUAUUGAAGGUUCAUGGUGUGACGAUAAAAGAAAGUCAGAAUUAAAACAAAUUCUUCAACUGGUCAUUGAUAAGUAUACUCCAUUAUUAUAA
Hyphopichia burtonii NRRL Y-1933 is the source of this 1068-nucleotide messenger RNA. It is a transcript of the gene AAH1, whose product is annotated as adenine deaminase. The transcript has a single exon. Lineage: Eukaryota; Fungi; Ascomycota; Pichiomycetes; Serinales; Debaryomycetaceae. Gene Ontology annotation, biological process: purine ribonucleoside monophosphate biosynthetic process; hypoxanthine salvage; adenine catabolic process. The record is from RefSeq and is a predicted model, not a curated record. Bases 1 to 1068 code for a protein of 355 amino acids. Gene Ontology annotation, molecular function: adenine deaminase activity. Gene Ontology annotation, cellular component: cytosol; nucleus.